This is a messenger RNA of Prunus mume (Japanese apricot), 1577 nucleotides long. Its product is annotated as core-2/I-branching beta-1,6-N-acetylglucosaminyltransferase family protein. The record is from RefSeq and is a predicted model, not a curated record. Lineage: Eukaryota; Viridiplantae; Streptophyta; Magnoliopsida; Rosales; Rosaceae. Gene Ontology annotation, cellular component: membrane. Gene Ontology annotation, molecular function: glycosyltransferase activity.
CCUAUUCUCUCUCAUCGCACUCCACUUAUUUUUUCUUUGGUCAUUUGCACUUUACCAAAAGCAAAAGUAAGAAGCAUAUACUCAAAUCUAUCCAUCCAUCCAUCCAUCGCUUUCCCUCUCUUCCAAUCCUCAACCCCUUUCUUUUCAGCCCACUUUCCAAAAAGAUGUCAUCCUUCUCUCCCCACCACCACCAUCACCACCACCAACUUCAAUAAUUACUAAAACACUAUCGUCGACUUAAGCCCUAAAUAUUCCCUUUCUUAUCUUUUUCUGCACAAUUUCAAUCCCCCAAUUCCAUAAAUCUAGGUUUUAAUACUUUCAUCCAAAACCAAAACCCAAAAUGUUCUCCUCUCCUUUAAUCCCAGCCUUGUCUCUACUCAUAUUUCUCCCUCUCCUCUUUCUCAUCGCCCCAAGAAUCCUCCUCCUCACAGACCUUCAAAUCUCACUGUCUCCAGAUGAGCUAGACGACGUCGCUUUGUUCCACAAAGCUAUACUUGCUUCUUCCUCUCAUCAUCAUCGUACAUCUUCUUCCUCUAUCUCCCACUUGGGCACCACCACAAACCCUAAACCCAAAAUCGCCUUCCUCUUCCUCACAAACUCAGACCUCUCUUUUGCCCCUUUAUGGGAAAAGUUCUUCCAUGGCCACCAACACCUCUUCAACAUCUACAUCCAUGCCGAUCCAACGGUCCAGAUCACUCCUCCCGGCGGCGUAUUCGAAGGCCGCUUCGUCCCGGCAAAGAAGACCGAGCGGGCCUCCCCCACGCUCAUCUCUGCGGCGCGUAGACUCCUCGCCAACGCCAUCCUCGACGAUCCAUUAAACCUAUACUUUGCCCUGGUGUCCCAACACUGUAUCCCACUGCACUCUUUUCCCUUCGUCUACAAAACUCUCUAUGGCAGCGAACUCGCCGCUUUAAGAGAUUUUGCCACCCAAUCAAAUCACCAAAGUUUCAUCGAAAUCCUCUCCGAUGAUCCCAACCUCCCUGAGCGCUACGUUGCUCGGGGAGACAAUGUGAUGCUCCCGGAAGUGCCUUUCGAGCAAUUCAGAGUUGGAUCUCAGUUUUAUAUCUUGACCAAGCGGCACUCGUUGCUCGUGCUCCAAGACAAGAGACUUUGGAGGAAAUUUAAGCUGCCUUGCUUGAACGUCUACUCUUGCUACCCUGAGGAGCAUUACUUCCCAACACUUUUGUCCAUGGAGGACCCCGAAGGUUGUAGCCACUACACACUUACAAGAGUGAAUUGGACUGACAGUACGGACCAUACCUUGAGGAAGUCCAAUUCAAGCUAUUCCUACUUGUUUGCGAGGAAAUUCUCUCCCGAUUGCUUGAGGCCCUUGAUGAAAUUAGCAAGUCGUGUCAUAUUUCGAGAUUGAGGCAAAGCCAAUCCAAUUGUGUUUAUAAUUAACGCUAGGUGACUAACAGCUCAGGUAAAUGUUCUAACCUUUCAGAAAUUUGAUUGGGAGAAGUGUUUAUAGCAAACUUUUGUAAUGGCAAGUAGGGGCUAAACCUUUUAGUCACUUAUGUUUCAAUGACCAAAUUGCGUGUUAAUGAUCAAAUUAUAAGCUUUUUAGUGAUUGCUAA